Molecule: messenger RNA, 1313 nt
Organism: Panthera uncia (snow leopard)
Lineage: Eukaryota; Metazoa; Chordata; Mammalia; Carnivora; Felidae
Product: mastin-like
Exons: 5
Coding region: 36-902 (288 amino acids)
Biological process (GO): proteolysis
Molecular function (GO): serine-type endopeptidase activity
Source: RefSeq, a predicted model, not a curated record
UGUCCCGACUCCAGCCGCCCCCUCUCCCCCAACAGAUGCUGUGGCUGCUGUUCGUGACCCUCCCCUGCCUGGGGGGCUCUGUGCCCGUGACCCCUGGGCCUGGCCUGGGGCCCGAGCUGGUGGGCACCGACGGGGACCAUGACAUCCCUGCCGGGAAGUGGCCAUGGCAGGUCAGCCUGAGGGUCUUCAACGAAGAGUGUGACCGGUGGCAGCACGAAUGUGGCGGCUCCCUCGUCCACCCCCAGUGGGUGCUGACCGCGGCCCACUGCGUUGGACUGGAGCCACAGAAAUACAGGGUCCAAAUGGGGCAGCUGAGACUCUAUGACCACGACCAGCUGCACAACGUGACCGAGAUCAUCCGCCACCCCAAGUUCAACGUGAGCCUGUCUGCCUGGGGGGGCGCGGACAUUGCCCUGCUGAGACUGGAGGCACCUGUGACGCUUUCCCAGCACGUGAACCCCGUCAGCCUUGCUCCUGACUCACUGGUGCUCAGCCCCGGAACAAAGUGCUGGGUGACCGGCUGGGGCACCUUUGGGGCCCACGUCGCCCUCUCUCACCCAGCCCCUCCCGCAGCCCUGCCAUCCCCAGCCCACCGCCUGCAGGAGGCAGAGGUCCCCAUCGUGGAGAACCAGGUCUGCGAGAAGAUCUACCGCCAGGGGUCACCUGCUGGAGGCCACGGCAGUGUCAUCAAGAAGGACAUGCUGUGUGCAGGGAGGAGGGGAAGGGGUUCCCGCCAGGGUGAUGCGGGGGGCCCCCUGGUCUGUUUCUGGCUGGACAUGUGGAUCCAAGUGGGAGUGCUGAGCUGGGGCAUGGCCUCCGGGCACAUCGACUAUCCUGCGGUCUACACCCGCGUGAUGACCUACUCAUCCUGGAUCUACCAGCACGUCCCCCUGUGGCCUUGAUGGGCCUGUGUGGCCGAGGAGCCAGCCACCCCUGCCACCUCCCCCAUUCGGCACCACCGUCUCCCAGGUGCCCUGUCCCCUCGGUGCCCUGUCCUUCUCUGACUUUGGGGCCCAAGAGGCAGAGGAGGGGCUGGGAAGCUGGUGUCUCCUUGACAGCGGGCAUGUUGGGUAAGAAGCGUCAGGGACCUCCCUCCUCCCCCCUGUCUGCUGUCCUAUUAAACUGUGUGCAAAGCAGCCUCCAGGAUUUCUGCACGUACUUGACCGCGGUGGGGAGGGGGUACUUCCUGGUGGAAGUUCCAAGGCUCUGAAAGCUUCAGGAACAACCUGGACCAAUUGUAUCUGCUGGCAGGGCGAGUGGCUGAGCCGGGGAGGCCCCGUGGUUACUGCCGUGCCCUGGGUGGGGUCUGUUUC